Messenger RNA from Trichoderma atroviride IMI 206040, 576 nucleotides. RefSeq names its product 40S ribosomal protein eS26. NCBI's taxonomy places the organism in Eukaryota, Fungi, Ascomycota, Sordariomycetes, Hypocreales, Hypocreaceae. The record is from RefSeq and is a predicted model, not a curated record. Gene Ontology annotation, biological process: translation. Gene Ontology annotation, molecular function: mRNA binding; structural constituent of ribosome. Gene Ontology annotation, cellular component: ribosome; cytosolic small ribosomal subunit.
GAUUGAUUGAUUCAGCACAAUCAGCUUUCCUGAGCCCUAGGCCAAAGUUCUUUUUGACAAACACCGAUUCCAACACCGCCAAAAUGGUCAAGAAGAGAAAGAACAACGGCCGCAACAAGAAGGGUCGCGGCCACACCAAGCCCAUCCGCUGCAGCAACUGCUCGCGAUGCACCCCCAAGGAUAAGGCGAUCAAGAGAUUCACCAUCCGCAACAUGGUUGAGUCUGCUGCCAUCCGUGAUAUCUCCGAUGCCUCUGUCUUCGCCGAGUACACCGUCCCCAAGAUGUACCUGAAGCUGCAGUACUGUGUGUCUUGUGCCAUUCACGGCAAGAUUGUCCGUGUUCGUUCCCGCGAGGGCCGCCGCAACCGUGCUCCCCCUCCCCGUGUCCGCUACAACAAGGACGGCAAGAAGAUCACCCCCACCGUUGCCCCCAAGGUCUAAAUAUGGGAAUAAUGGUGUUUGGGCGGAGUCUGGUGACGUUUAACGGCUUCAUGUAAAAAUUUGAUUAGAUGAAUACCCGGGACAAAGAGAAUCCUGGCAGCUAAAUGAAUCGGACUUUUUUUCUUGUUAAACUUUG